CCAUUGUGCAACUUUAAUCAGCUGAGCGCCGGUGCGAUAGGGCACUUCGUGCUUGAUGGUGAAGCUAUGCCUUGGUAAGCAAGUGUUGGAGUUCAAUUGUAGAGGACGGUGUUGAUGGCAGGCACAGGUACCGUUGAUAGUCUUGGGAGCUUGACGUGCUGCGAGUAACCACCAGUCAGGUGUAAUUACUGCAGACAUUUUUUGUCUGAAGCCACCACAGCUGGCUCAAAGUCGGAGCUUGCACUAGCCAUGUCGCGCUUCUUGGUGAUCCUCCUCAGUGCCGCCUUGGUGCCCAGCUCUGCCUUCGUGGCACCUGGCGCUCCUCGGCCAGCUUUGCGCUCAGCCAGCCAGGUGGAGCAGAUGCAGCGAGUGGAGAUGAUCGAGGAACCCUCCACUUUCCCCUUCGGCGCUGUUGCGAUGGCUUCCGUGCUGGGACUCAUGGUAGGCCUCGCCAGUGGUCCUCAAGUGGCGAUGGCAGAAGACGCCCCUGCCGCCCCUGUGAUGGACAAGAAGGCCAAGCUGAAGGCAGAAGUGGAGAAGGCACAGGCUGCCUUCUCAAAGAAUGCCAAGAGCAAGGACGACCGUCUGAAGGAACAAAUGAAGCAGCUCGAGGAUUUCAGCAAGACUGCCACCACCAACAAGGCGUCCAACUGAGAGGCACUAGUUGUUUUUUU
Durusdinium trenchii is the source of this 674-nucleotide messenger RNA. The record is from the annotation of a GenBank genome assembly. Lineage: Eukaryota; Dinophyceae; Suessiales; Symbiodiniaceae.